CAUAGACUUUUCCAAUGUCUAUGAUCCAUGCGUUUUUCCUUGUUUUUCUUCCUGGACGUAGUGCAAAACAUACUCCGCCAAGAACCACAACAUCCUCAUUCAUAACAUGGGAAACGCGACUUUUGAUGCUAUUUUGUUGGAGCCUGCCCUAGAUCCGCCACCUGGUGUGGUGGCCGACUUUGCCGAUCCUGGUGGGAGCCACAAUCUUGGGUAUGGCAUCGUCAUCGCAACCUCUGCCAUAGCAUUCAUCGCCGUCGCAGCACGGUUGGUGAGUAGCUCCAUGGCUAAGAAGUUCGUCAUCGAAGACUUCUUGAUGGUUGCAGCAUUGGGCGUGUUCGCCGGAAACCAAUACAUGACCUGGAACCUCUGCAGAUGGCCAGGUGUAUGGGUUCAUCAAUGGAACGUGGACAACAAAACACUCAUUGACUUCCUCCAUGGCUCGCAUUUGGGUGCUGUUUACUAUGGACCAGUUGCCAUGUGCAUAAAAGUCGCCAUCUUGGCUAAUUGGCUUCGCAUAUUCGUCCCAACAGGAACGCGCAACGCCUUCUAUUGGACCCUCCAUGUAUUGAUCUGGACCAAUGUACUCUACUACACCAUCACGACCUUCACUGAAGUGUUCCGCUGCUGGCCGCGUGAGAAGAUCUGGAAUCCCUGGUUUGAAGGUGGCACGUGCUCUGUCGACGUAUUGGGACAGAAUCUUGCAACCAGUGUUCUGAACUUCAUCUCGGAUACAGUCAUCCUCGCUAUUCCGCAAUGGGUAAUCUGGCAUCUGAACAUCUCGCGCGACCAAAAAGUAGGCCUAUCCUUGCUUUUUGUCGUAGGUCUCGGGGCAUGGACCAUGGGUGUGGUGCGUACAGUAUACUUCGUCAACUUACUACACUCCGACGAUGUUACUUAUCAGAUGACUGGUGUCGCUUUAUGGACUAUCUGGGAGGUCACAACUGGUUUCCUUAUCAUGGGAAUACCUGCAUUUCCUCGGAUCGCCAAAGCUGUACCAGUACCUGAUGCCGUAUCAUCGUUUUUCCGCUCGUUGUCGAGCGGCAGCAGACAAAAUGGCUCAUCCAGGCCAAAGAAAUGGCAGGUGAUGUACAAGCCGAAGUCUCGACAGCGUCGCAGCGUGUUUGAGGUUGAGAGCGAACUGAAUACGCACGAUCUGUUGUCGACAAGCAGCGUUGAUGAUUCUAGAAGCAGGAGCGACGAUGUUCGGGACCCAGAGAUGGUACAUGUACGUGUAACGAAAGGGAUUGCUCAGAACAGGCAGCUGCAGACUGUCUAAGCUCCUUAUGGAAGGAAGUACGUAUGUACAAGCCAAUGGAAGUAUCGUAGAGUGAUGCAAAGCGCACGGAUCUGAUGGUUAUGCAAGGAGAGUGAGCAAGGUCGCAUGUGCGAUGUCAAUUUAAGUCUGCAGCGUCCAACAGUCCGUGCGGACGCGCUAAGCCGACUAGCUCGGUGUGGCGUGGCUCCUCCAGGGCUGCGUAUAUAGACCACCAGUAGUCG
Molecule: messenger RNA, 1497 nt
Organism: Alternaria alternata
Lineage: Eukaryota; Fungi; Ascomycota; Dothideomycetes; Pleosporales; Pleosporaceae
Exons: 4
Coding region: 107-1276 (389 amino acids)
Source: RefSeq, a predicted model, not a curated record